AUGUCCGCUGACUGGAGCUAUUUCUGGGGUACUUCAGGUAACCGUUCAUCGCUCGAUGAACCCAAGUCUGAUACCGUUAGCGGUGACGACGAGGUCGUCGAACCCGAUCAAGGCAAUGUCCUCAGCCACAUCAUUUCGCAGCUCCGGCCAGGAGCGGACCUGAGUCGAGUUGUAUUACCUACCUUUAUCCUUGAGCCCAGGUCCAUGCUGGAGCGGAUUACAAAUUUCAUGGCGCACCCCGAAACCCUACUUCCCAUGCCGACGCACGAUGACCCUCUCGAGCGCUUUGUAUCCGUUGUCAAGUUUUAUCUGAGUGGGUGGCACAUCAAGCCUCCAGGGGUUAAAAAGCCGUUGAACCCUGUCCUCGGUGAAACGUACACUUGCUCCUGGGAAUACCCUGACGGCACCCACGGUUACUAUAUCUCCGAGCAGACCUCGCAUCAUCCGCCCAAAUCAAGCUAUUUCUUUAUGGCGCCGGAACACCAUAUCCGUAUCGACGGCACGCUCAAACCGCGGAGCAAGUUUCUCGGUAACUCCGCCGCAAGUAUGAUGGAGGGAACCGCCAUUCUACGGUUCUUAAACCGUGGCGAAGACAAGCAACGAGGCGAACGAUACAUCCUGACGCAACCGAACAUGUAUGCCCGAGGUAUCCUAUUCGGCAAAAUGAAGUACGAACUUGGAGAUCACAGCUUCGUGAGGUGUCCUGAGAAUAAUCUAGUUGCCGAUAUUGAAUUCAAAACCAAGGGUUACUUCUCUGGUACCUACAACGCCAUUGGAGGAACAAUUAAGAACGAAAAGACCGGAGAAGUAUUAUAUGAAAUCUCUGGUUUCUGGAAUGGCGAGAUGCAUAUUAAGAGUGUUCACUCGCAUGAUAAGGAAGUCCUUUUCAACGCUAAAAAGUCCAAGCCGACAUUCCCCACGACCCGCCCCAUCGAACAGCAAGGCGAGCGCGAGUCCCAACGAUUAUGGCAGAGUACCGUGAAGGCCAUCAUUUCUUCAAACCAUGAGGCAGCCACGGACGAAAAGACACGGAUAGAAGACCGUCAAAGAGAGGAGGCGGCGAAGCGAGCCGAACAGGGUGUCGAAUGGCACCCUCGACUGUUCCGGGCCAUCAAUAGCGGGCCAGGUGGCUCAGAAGAGGGCGAGGAGGGUCUCGAUUGGAUUAUCAAUGCUCAUGUAGACCACCAGGACGUCGAAAAGGCAAAAACAGAAAUCCUAGCCAUUGCUCCGAUACUUGAUGGGCAAACGUGGGACGGUUUCGCGAUCCCAGAAUACAAAGCCGGUGCGCCGAACGGCGCUGGCAACUCGGAGAGCCAGUCAGAGAACACGAAACCAGAGGCCACGCCAGAAGCAAAUCCAAGUAAAACCACGGAGAGCAGGGACGAGGCCGUCGAAGGAAAGGAUUCAAAGACGUCAGAGGUCGACAAGUCCGUGGAUACUGGGGAAAGCUCAAAGCCUUGA
Molecule: messenger RNA, 1461 nt
Organism: Aspergillus versicolor CBS 583.65
Lineage: Eukaryota; Fungi; Ascomycota; Eurotiomycetes; Eurotiales; Aspergillaceae
Product: OSBP family protein
Exons: 7
Coding region: 1-1461 (486 amino acids)
Cellular component (GO): membrane; cortical endoplasmic reticulum; cytosol
Molecular function (GO): sterol binding
Source: RefSeq, a predicted model, not a curated record